GUCGGACUUCAGAGGUUUCAGAGUUGGUUGAAAGAUGGUACGGAGAUUUCGUGCACAUCGAGAAUCGAAUGUCUACAUUGGUUAAAAAAUUAGGUUAUAUGAUGAAAUGACGAAGAGAUGCAACACAUUGAAAAGAAUCUAACUUAACCAGGACUUGAAAUGUUCUGUUUACUUCACAACUCAUGCCGCGGGUCGCUGAAUCACACGAUAAAUUCGUUCACUUCUAUCCUCAGAAAACAUGCGAGUCCGGCGGUCGCGCUGGAAAUUGCAUUUUCAGAAAAAAUCCAACCAAAGCGACGACCACCUAUAGUAAUAAAGUGUAAGAACGAAUCUCUCAAUUAUACUGCCGGUCGAACUUACGAGAAAUUUAAACCAAUACCACUGGCAUCCAAGGGAUGGCGCCAUAACAAAUCCGUUGGUGACUAUUUUGUCGUUUAUCCAGAUUAUAUUCAGCCUGAGCCCGCACUUGACAAUACGGAGUUAGCAUCGUUUGAGGAGUUGGGCUUGAACAAACAGCUGAUCGAGAAUCUAAGAACAAAUUAUAUCGAUAAUCCCUCGGAAAUUCAGAAUAAGGCCAUCCCUAUUUUGCUGUCCAGAAAGAAUUGCGUCAUAGCUGCAGAAACAGGAUGUGGCAAAACGCUGGCCUACCUGCUUCCUAUGCUCCAACAAAUAACCCAUUGGAAAAAGCUGGCAAUUCGCAGCGUGAACGAGCCAUUAGGAGUGAUCAUAGUACCGUCAAGAGACUUAGCGCAACAGAUCGGGAUAGUUGCAAAGAAAAUGUCUGCCGAUACGGAUAUCAAGAUACAGGUAUUAAUCGGUGGACACACGAAAAAGAAAAUGCUUAAUCCUGUAGUGGAUGAAGUCGAUCUGUUGAUCGGAUCUCUUGGAAUUAUUAGUAAAUUCACAACUACGUCUAUACAGAAGACCUCAUCCAUACGGCACAUGGUACUCGACGAGGCUGACACCUUGCUCGAUGAUAGCUUCACGGAAAAACUUCGUCACUAUUUGAAGAAAAUCACUUUCGACUCACCUGGUAUGGGAACUUCAAGUGAAUUACCAAGUACCGCCCAAUUGACCCUGGUGUCAGCAACGAUGCCGACAGAGAUACCUGCGACAUUGGAGGCAAUCGUUGACACCAAUUCCCUUGUUCGUCUGACGACGGAUAAACUGCACCGGAUUUUGCCCCAAGUACGGCAAAAGUUCAUUAGAGUUAGCCACUCGUCUCGUUCAGGCGAAGUGUUGAAAAUUGCUAAAAAAAAUUCGGAGAAGAAACGUCAAACACUGAUUUUUUGCAACACCGUAAAGUCUUGCGAAUGGUUAUACCUGUUCUUGAGCGAAAUGAGUGUGAACUGCUCCUACACUCACGGCACCUUACCAGCGAGAGUACGGUUAGAUAGAUUUGCUGAAUUUCAAAGGGGUCACACCACUGUUCUCGUUACGACUGAUGCUUGUUCCAGAGGACUCGACACCACGACGGUUAAGCACGUCGUUAAUUUCGACUUUCCCCUUCACACGGCCGAUUACAUUCACAGGUGCGGAAGAACCGGGAGAUUGGGUGGCGAGGUGGAUUGUCAGGUAACGAAUUUUAUCUCUGGUGACCGAGACGUCGAAUUGGCUCAAAAAAUCGAAAUGUCAAUAAGGAAGGGUAAACUACUGCCGAAAGUUGACGGUAACAUAACAAAAAUUGUAAAAGAUAAUAUUGAAAGAAAUAUUGCAAAGGUCAAAGAAUUGCUGAACGCAAACAUGCGUCCCCGGUAUUCGGAAAUGGAAGAAUAAUUCGAAUUCACAUGUUUCAUUUAAUCAUUGUUUAAAUAAAAUAAAUAGAAAUAUUAUGAUCA
Molecule: messenger RNA, 1838 nt
Organism: Neodiprion fabricii
Lineage: Eukaryota; Metazoa; Arthropoda; Insecta; Hymenoptera; Diprionidae
Gene: Dbp21E2
Product: probable ATP-dependent RNA helicase DDX28
Exons: 7
Coding region: 160-1776 (538 amino acids)
Molecular function (GO): ATP binding; nucleic acid binding; RNA helicase activity
Source: RefSeq, a predicted model, not a curated record